Radiomyces spectabilis is the source of this 2510-nucleotide messenger RNA. RefSeq lists its product as uncharacterized. Lineage: Eukaryota; Fungi; Mucoromycota; Mucoromycetes; Mucorales; Radiomycetaceae. The transcript is spliced from 5 exons. The record is from RefSeq and is a predicted model, not a curated record. The coding region runs from base 208 to 2316 and encodes 702 amino acids.
AGUAGAAUUGAAGCAUCGAAGAAUGAAGAUAAAGAUGAACAGACGGACGAUCCUGUCACGGAUCCGAAAAAAUUCAAACAACUUACUCAUACUUGCUCUGUCCCACUUCCACGAGUCAUUCGUUCCGAUCUCCUUCACCGCGAUAACUUUUUGCAAAGCAUCAACAAGUUUUCAGUUCACCUUACCGGCAUCAUCUCCGAACUAUCAAUGCUUACUUAUCUCACUUGCUUGAAUUGUAGCAAAUCGCCAAAUGGCAACAUCCAGACACCACCAGCUUUAUUCAAUUUUCAUCAUCUUUUCCCGCCAGCGUUUCAAUGGCAAAGCGAAUUUCUCGGGACUUUCAAAAUGAUACCGAUUCCACCGAUACCUGAUGGUUUACAAGAGAGACUGCAUGCGAGAGCCAAGGACGGCAGCAGCAAGAAGCAGCUUGAUGCGCAUGAUGAUCUUCUAUCGUUGCGGCAUUUACAGUUUUUAUAUUCGCGGUUUAUAAGUUCCGCAACAACGAAAAAAGAAUCAAGGGACUUUCCUUCCCUCUGGUUCGAUUGGUGCAAGAGUUUACCGGAAAUGGCGCAAUCGUUUUCGGAUAUGCCUGGCUGCUCUCAAACGAUCAAUGCUGGAGUCAAGGAAUAUUCGACUAACGUCAAAACUUUAUGGUCCCGCGCAGCACCCGGAAAAAUCUUGGAUCGAGUAGUUCGCACUUUAUUACGCAUCCACUUGGCUCCUGUUCGCGAAAAAGCAUACCAGGAAAAACUCAGAAAGUCGACGAUUCGUAAAAGAAACGAUAAACGAAAAUGCCCCCAUGCAACAAAGAAGGCGUUGAAAUGGAGAAUCAAGCAAAAAAUGAGAAGUUUAGCGCAAGCUCGGAAUAGCGAAAAGUCCCUGAUCAGGUUACGCCGGUUGUAUGUUCAAUCUGAGCCAGACAGAGAGGUGACUAUGCACGAUAUCACCGAUGAAAUCGAAACGCUGUAUAUAUCGGAUGUGCCAAAUAUCGAUGAAGAAGAUCUGUUGGAGCUCAUUGAGGAAGAAGACGACGAAGAAGAAAGAUUUGAGGAAGAGGAGGGGAUAGAUAUCCGUCAAACCGAAGAACAACAAACAACAUUCGUUGGCCAUCAGGACCUGAGCUGUCGUCGCUUGAACGCUAUAAAGGCGGUGGUAAAAAAGUUGAUUACGGAAUCAAGUAUUGAUGGAACUGGCACAAAAUCGCGUAUUGACAAGUACACACCGCGAACUAUCUCCUGGACGGACGAGGAAUACCGGGUCAUUAGAUUGAUUUCAGACCAACUUGCACCUUAUUAUCCCAAGAACGGAAAGCUGCAGAAGCACCCUGCCCUCCUCUUACCCUUUAUCACAUUUUCUAAUGUGAUCCUUCGUCUGGCUGGAUACAGCAAAUUCACAAAACGAAUUCAUCCCUCAGUCUCUCCUUCAGCGGAGCAUGUGCUACACCUUGACGAAACUACCAUUUACGAAUUGUUUGGCUCGCAAAAAGGCAUGUAUGAAUUCGUCUCGGAAAACGGCCAUCCAAUUCAAUCCCUGGUGGAAGCGCGGAAGUAUCCCAUUGGUGUCAUUGCAUCCACAUUUGAUUUGGGACAGAUCCAUAAGAUAUGCAAAGGCUAUGGAUUGGCAUUCAAACACCGCAUUUCGACGAAUGGGCACGUGGCCAUUUUACAAGGAGCACGGAUAAACCACCAAUGCUAUGACAUGAUUUCAAGAUACCACAAACGUCAUGAACGUAAGAAAGCACAACCCACUCCCGCGACGGUACAAAACGACAAAAUCAAGGAGCAGAUCGACUCCUUGAGUGAAACAAUCGGUAGCCUGCAAAAACGUCAAAAGCAGAUCGUGACAACCAGAGAAAAGGUCCAAAAGGAGAUGAGAAUUUUGAAGGAUCAAUUUUAUCAUAACCGUUCUGAUGAAAAUUAUGCAAGGUGGCGAGACAAGAAGAACAAGCGUUAUCUAUUGCAACGCCAGCAAAACCCCACCGAGGGAAAUAAACGUGAUACCGUGCUUUCAGUACCCUUUCCUCAAUGCAUGGAUGAAGCGCAACGAAUGGAUAUCAGCCAGUUACAGCAUGCCGUAACUUUUUCCGGAACGGAUUACGGAAUCCAAACAAUGUCGGUGACCGUGCCUUUGACCAUACCGACCAUCAGCAGACACUUGCAGUUAUACAACAGAUACGCUCGUCUUGAAACUUGCGCUGACGUCGAAGAAGGAGACGUUCUUACUGAUUCUGAGCUGUUCCUUCCGAAACCGGUUAAAAUCCGUGCUAAGAACACCGAAGAAAUCUCAUUUGCAAGAAGAAGAAGGCGUGAAAAAUAAAAAAAUGUAUUGUUUUAUUCACAUCUGGAGAAUGGCUGACUGAUUGGAAAAUAGAUGAUUCCUUCGAUCAAAAGCACUGAAGAAAUGUUGAGCCGUAACCCAAUUUUCGCACGCUUGGACGCAGGAAGAAGCAUUGCAUAGUUUCAAAUUACAAGAAGAUGCAAGCGACACAUUGCGUAAUUUUUAUCAUAAUC